Molecule: messenger RNA, 2304 nt
Organism: Pararge aegeria (speckled wood butterfly)
Lineage: Eukaryota; Metazoa; Arthropoda; Insecta; Lepidoptera; Nymphalidae
Product: organic solute transporter alpha-like protein
Exons: 7
Coding region: 226-1299 (357 amino acids)
Biological process (GO): transport
Molecular function (GO): transporter activity
Source: RefSeq, a predicted model, not a curated record
UGAAGUACAACACUAAAGGUUGCGUAGACUGAAAUGUCGAAAGAAAGUAAAGCGAAACGCGCGGACGCCAGUGUAGAAUCCAACGUUGUUGGUAACUGUCCUAUACAGCCAACAGCCGCGUAACAAUCCGAUAUUUCGUAACAAUACAGCGGGAAAUAAACAUGGUUUCACUUUCUAUGAAUUAAGAUCGAUUUUAGUCGAUUACGUUAGGAAGUUUUAGCGAUUAUGGAUUUGUUGAGUGCAGCAAGCAAUGGGGUAGCGGCGGCUCGUCACUUAAGCUCUGCACCCCCGGAAGUAAACAAUGCGAUUAAUACAACCCUUUUGUGCCACAGCUAUACCCUCCAACCUGAUUUCGCCUCGUAUUUUGCAGUUCUCAAAGGCAACGCGUGGGUGAUCUGGUCAUGUGGUAUGCUGGUGCUGCUGAUGUUAUGUGUCCUAUAUAUUGUCACAUUGCGGUCUGCGCUGCGUUACUGGAAGGAGUCGUGCAGCAGUGUUGCCGUCGUACUCGCUGUUUACCCUGUGGUGGCAGCGGCCGGCCUCGUUUCAACAGUUCUGCCUCGGGUCCGGAUCCUAUCUGAGGCGGUCGCGCAAGAGGCUGUCAUGAUUGCUAUGUAUCAUUUCUACUUCCUGAUCAUCGCAGAGUGCGGCGGCACGAAUCAACUUGUUAGAAAAUCUGAAGAAUCGCACUUGGAGACACGGGUUCUUCCGUGCUGUUGCUGGCCAUGUUGUGUGCUGCCGAGGCCUCGGGUUCAGCAGAAGAGUUUAACCUGGUUGCGAUAUCUGGUGCUGCAGAUGCCUGUAAUCCAAGGGAUUCUGUAUCUCAUCGUACUUGUAUUGUGGGCUGAAGAUAUGAUGCUGUAUUUGAAUAGUUUCAUAUACAUACAGCCCUUAAUCGCCGUUUCGAUACUAUCAGGGGUUUGGGGGAUCAUAAUGUGUGUGAGAGCAGCUGAAGCCACGGGAGCGAAGCCAAGGCCUCGGUUCCUGGCAUUGCAGCUAGCCCUACUGAUAGUCAAACUGCAGUGUGGUUUUGCGAAGGUACUACCGGAUCUGGUAACUUUGCCUUGCAUUAUGGCGUUGCAUCCAUCAGUAUUUGUAAAUUUGAUACAAAACAUCGUGAUGGUAUUAGAGAUGCUAUUGUUAUCAAUUUUGGCGUGGAGGCUGUACCGUGUGCCACCAGGAAAGGAUGCGGAAAAAGUGCAGCAUGUAGUGAUCGCAGUGCUCGAAGACAGCAUAAGUUCUUUAGAAAAGGUCAACGAUAUCGGUAAUCACAAGAUUUACAACAGUAAAAAUGACAUUUAACGUGAUGAGUAGUGUGUUUUUUCUUAGUUUUUAGUGUCUAACACCGCCGUUAUUAUCUGGGUAGUCAUAUCAUAAACUUCAUUAAUAAUAGUGAAGUUGCCAUCGACUUGCAAAAUAUCGAUUUAGUAGAUAUAGUACAAGAUUAGCUCGCUCGCAAACGAGCAGUCUUUUUAGAGUGUUGAAAUAUUAAUCAGUAAUGUGUGCGAGCAAGAAAGAUAAAUAAAAAAAUCAUGACCGGACGACUCAGAUUAUAAACUCGGUGGUACAAUAAUGUUUCGAGACGUGUUGGGAAAUCCUAAGAAGGUUGCUUUUGAUAAAGCUUGAAAUAUUGUGGGUCGGUGAACGUUUCUUUAGUUCAGCUGAUCCGUAACACUUAUUAUCCUUUAUAAUUGGAUAAUGUACGUCGUAACAAAAAUUUUUGCGCGAAAUAUGAAUUAUAUUUCUACUGUAAAACCUUUUCAAAAUUAUUUUCGUAAACAACUCAAAGUAAGCUUAUAGUCGUAGGUGAUAAGCUUACUUUGAGUGGUUUUGUUAGGUCUAAGAAGAAUGAUCUAGGCAUUUGUUUAUAUCUGAUAAGAUAUACCUAUAUAUCAGUGCCUAAAUAUUAUAUUAUUUACUUAUUAUACAGCAUUUAUCAUUAAUAUUUCGUUAUGUAAUAUUAAAAUAUUGAUAACUUGCGCACUCAACACCGUCUUGUUUGGUUUCCUACAGAAUAUAGAGAAACAAACUUUCAGCAUUUUUCAGCAACCUCUUAAAUUUUUCACGCAGUCUUGUAUCAAAAAGUUACCAUUUAAACAUGUGGACGAAAUAGAGGCUCUUCGUGUUAAUGCUAAAUAUUUAAGUUGCGAUCUGAUAAUUUUAAGAUUUUAAUUUUUAGAACGUUUAUUGAUGACUUCGAUUCGGUAAAUUACUAUAAUUUUAUGAAGUAGGUAUCUAAUUAUGUACCUGAUUUAUAUUUUUUUAAUUAUCGAUUAAUACAUAAUAAUAAAAACAAACCAGUGAAUA